Molecule: messenger RNA, 3738 nt
Organism: Tachysurus vachellii
Lineage: Eukaryota; Metazoa; Chordata; Actinopteri; Siluriformes; Bagridae
Gene: septin9a
Product: septin 9a
Exons: 12
Coding region: 260-2050 (596 amino acids)
Biological process (GO): cytoskeleton-dependent cytokinesis
Cellular component (GO): microtubule cytoskeleton; septin complex; septin ring
Molecular function (GO): GTPase activity; molecular adaptor activity; GTP binding
Source: RefSeq, a predicted model, not a curated record
AUUGACAGAACGACAGGAAUCUGUUCGUUUUGUGGCGGUUUUAACAGAUAGUACAUUAUAACAAUCUGCGUGAAAUCGACUUGUCAGCUAGAUAUUGACUAUUCAAGGGGACUAUUUUGGGAGGGGGGCGGGGCCACCUGCGUUAAGGUGAGAAGAAAAAUAUCCUCUAAACUACACUGUACUCAGGUUUACUUUCACACUCUAGAAGUGUGUGAUAUUAUUUAUCCCGGCUGUUUUUUUUUUUUACGAGGAAUAGGAAAUGAAGAAAUCAUCUUCAGGUCCACCAGCCAGGUCCAGCAGUGGCAGGUUUAGGAGGCUAGAGAGAGGAGAUUCUACUGGUGCUGUGGGGACUGCACUAAAACGGUCAUUUGAAGUAGAGGAGGUUGAUUCACCCACAAAUCCUUCACAGCUUUCACGCCGAAAUGUCAAUCCCCUUCGCUCCUCUGCCACAAGCCGUUUUCAUGAACUGGGAUCCCGGAACUCUGAAAACUCAUCCAGACAUGGCUCAGAAUCCUCAUCCAGUGGCCAGCGUUCUCCCAAGAGCAGUGGGCGGCGCAUGGAUCUUUCGCGCCGCACUGAAAUCUCCAUCGACAUCUCCUCCAAACAGGUGGACAGCUUGCCCAGCCCAGGAAUUAACCGCUUUGGCUUGAGGCGACCAGAGAUCUCGCUUCAUAACAGAGUUCCAGAGCCGAGCUCACCCAGAAGGGCAGAGAUAACCCUUUCACGAGCACAGGAACCAUUAGCUGCCUAUCGAAGAGCUGAUGUGCCUUCCUCGGCUGCUAGAAAUCCUGAAUCUGUUCAGAAAAAGGCUGAGUCUCCUAGCACAGCAGAGAGUAUGUCAUUGCUAGGCAGACGGACUGAGCCACUGCUUAACAGACAGGUAGAGACUCCAUCUCCAUCCAGAGAGUCUGAGAACAGCUUCUCUUCAGAGGCCAGCAUGACCCCAAGCUUUACUGAAUAUAAAACCACACCAGCAGCUCAGGAGAAUUCCAGCAGAGCUACGGACAGGCAGGAGGUCAUUUCCAGCCAUAGUUAUAAUAGCAGCAAUAGCAGUAUGGCAGAGCCUGUAAUUCCUGAAAUGCCCCCGGCCGUGUGCCCAGAGAAGCCAAGCGUGGACUUCAGCUAUGUGGGCAUUGAUGCCAUCUUGGAACAGAUGAGGAGGAAGGCCAUGAAACAGGGCUUUGAACUUAACAUCAUGGUAGUAGGUCAAAGUGGUCUGGGCAAGUCCACACUCAUGAACACCCUAUUCAAGUCCAAAGUUAGCCGAAAGUCAGUCAUGGGAACAGCUGAGGAGCGCAUACCUAAAACUAUUGAGAUCAAGUCCAUCAGCCAUGACAUUGAAGAGAAAGGUGUAAGGAUGAAGCUGACCGUCAUAGACACUCCAGGUUUCGGUGAUCAGAUCAACAAUGAGAACUGUUGGCAGCCCAUAAUGAAGUUUAUUAACGAGCAGUAUGAGCAGUACCUACAGGAGGAGAUCAACAUUAACCGUAAGAAGAGGAUUCCUGACUCACGAGUUCAUUGUUGCAUAUACUUUAUCCCACCCACAGGACAUUGUCUAAGGCCCUUGGAUGUGGAGUUUAUGAGACGACUGAGUAAAGUUGUAAACAUUGUCCCAGUUAUCGCCAAGGCUGACACCUUGACCCUAGAGGAGAGGGACUUCUUCAAGAAAAAGAUCAGGGAAGAACUGAGGGCCAACAACAUUGACGUCUAUCCUCAGAAGGAGUUUGACGAGGAUACAGAGGACAGACUGAUCAAUGAGAAAAUAAGAGAGAUGAUUCCUUUUGCAGUGGUGGGGAGUGACCAAGAGUACCAGGUCAAUGGGAGGAGACUCUUAGGAAGGAAAACCAAAUGGGGAACCAUAGAAGUUGAGAAUAUUGCUCAUUGUGAGUUUGCCUACCUGCGGGACCUCCUUAUCAGAACCCAUAUGCAGAACAUUAAGGAUAUCACCAGCAGCAUCCACUAUGAAAUGUACCGUGUGCGUCGCCUUAAUGAGAACAACAUGCAGGCCAAUGGGCUCUCUGAGCACCACCCAGCCUCACAUGAGAUCUAGUGCCUUCAUCCACUCCCUUCUCUUACUGUAUAUCCCUCUUUCCUGUUCUCUGCACUCCACCUGCCACCCCGUUCCACUCUCGCUUUUUCAGCCAGAGACAGAAUCAGCAUGAAAUGGAGUCAGCUAAUUCUCCUGAGAAAGGCAUGUUACAAAUUUAUCCCCCAUGAAAUCCAGCACACUACCGUCCCAUGCCUCCUGCCUGCCUUCUCUAACCUACAGACAGAGGAAUGCAGAGGUUUUGCACACCCUCACACACACACCCAUACACACACGUACAGCUCAAUGCUCCCUCACUGACCUCAUCCACAUGUCCACUCAUGUUGUGUGUGUCCACUCAACUCACCCAGCUUCAUGUUUCAGGUCUCUGACUAAACCGCAGAUGAAGAGACCAAAAUGCGGUGCUUGUAAAAUGUAUACACCUUUUGCUUUGAUAUUACAAUCAGCACUUCAUAUAAACAUCAUCUUUUUUGAUUGUCAUAUUGAUUUUUUUUUUUUUUUUUUUUUUGCUGUGCUGCUUCAUCAAUAAUUUGAAAGUCCAGGCUCUGUGGCUUUCUAAAGCCAAUGCUGAAAGCACCAGACCUGAACCUUCAGUCAUUCAGGAGCCCAACUACUAAUUUGCACCUGCUUAGUGAUUAAGUGGUUAAGAGAAAGAAAAAAAAACUGGUCCAAAUGCAGAUAGAUAUGCACACGUUCAUGAGUGAGUUGAUUUUUGUGUGCCCAUGUCUGAAUCCUUAUUAAACAGUAAUGUUCAGGUUGUGAACAACAGUAAUGUUUAAUAUUAGAAUAUAAUAAAUAAAACCAUGUUUUUUCAGUCAGUAAUAACAAUAGUGUUUGUUACAACACCAAUAAUAACUUGUCCAAAAUGCUUUUGUUGUUGUUUUGUUUUGUAACAGGGAGAUACAGAUUAAAAAUAAAGUGUAGUUUGUGCAUUGUGUUCGCACUGCUGAGGUAGGUUUUUUCUGGAAAUGUUGUCGUUCUGGAAACUACUAUUUAUAAUUUUAUACUACAUCUAAUCCAAACUAAACAAUGAAGGGAUUAACUGUCUUCAUGAUACGUUGGUCAUGAUACAUUCCUUUUGAACUCUGUGAACGCUGUUUGCAUUACUGUGAGGAAACAUUGGCUUUUAUUCAUUAUCACAAUAUUGUUUAAUAGAGUGGUCAUAAAACCCAAUUGAAAGAUCCACUGAACAACUUCAGGCCCUGUUGCUUGGGCUGGAUGUAUGUUGCAUGGUGGUUUAUAGCUGAUGACGUGAACGUGUUACAAUCUGGGAGUCCAUUUAUUCGUUUUACCUGGAUGAUGUAUGUCGGUGUUGCAGUUAAUAUUACAGAUCUUCCUGUUGUGUUGUAUAAUUAUACAGAUUUUUACAAAUUUUUUUCCAUAUAAAAUCACUGUAUUGUCAGUGACUUUAUGUCCCAGUGUGUGCCAGUGUGCCUUAUUAUAUCUCUUAUUCCUAUUUACCAUUUAAAUAAGAAAUGACUGAAGCAUCGUUACAAACCAAAUAAAAGAUAUUUCCCACAUUGUAUGGCCUUACAAUCAUCUCCAAACCUUUUAACUGCAUUUAAUUGGAGAAAUGCCAUUGUAUUUUGUCCUGUGCUGUAUAUUCACAAUUCAUUUGUUUUUACUGGUAUUAAGAGUAACCCAAAUAUCUUUGAUAUCUGCUAUUUUAAUGAAAUAAAGAUGGAAAAUGA